GCGCUUGAGUUUUCUCUCGCUCUCUGUGGAAAUCUCGCAGUUUUGAGUUGGCUGCUGCCGGAGCAAUUUAGUUUGUAGCGUGUUUUUUCCAGCCCAGUCGCGAAACUAAGACCACUUGAAUCGACGCCGAGGACGAGGGUGAGCCGAGAAGGAUGGAGAACGGAGUGUACUACGGGGAUGGCUAUAGCGGCGACGGCGGCUACAUGGAGCAGGAGGAGGAGUGGGAGCGCGAGGGACUGCUCGAUCCGGCAUGGGAAAAACAACAGAAGAAGACAUUCACGGCGUGGUGCAACAGCCACUUGCGGAAAGCGGGAACUGCCAUUGAGAAUAUUGAAGAUGAUUUCCGCAAUGGACUCAAACUCAUGCUGCUCCUCGAGGUGAUUUCGGGUGAGACGCUGCCGAAGCCCGACAGAGGAAAAAUGCGCUUCCACAAGAUUGCCAAUGUGAACAAGGCGUUGGACUUUAUCGCCUCCAAGGGUGUGAAGCUGGUGUCAAUUGGCGCGGAGGAGAUUGUCGAUGGGAAUCUCAAGAUGACACUCGGCAUGAUCUGGACGAUCAUUCUGCGCUUCGCCAUUCAGGACAUCUCUGUGGAGGAGAUGACGGCCAAGGAGGGUCUCUUGCUGUGGUGUCAGCGCAAGACGGCGCCGUACAAGAAUGUCAAUGUGCAGAACUUCCAUCUCUCCUUCAAGGAUGGCUUGGCGUUCUGCGCUCUGAUCCAUCGCCAUAGACCAGACUUGAUUGACUACAGCAAAUUGUCCAAGGACAAUCCAUUGGAGAAUCUCAAUACGGCCUUUGAUGUGGCUGAGAAGUAUCUCGACAUCCCGAGAAUGUUGGAUCCGGACGAUUUGAUCAAUACGCCUAAGCCGGAUGAGAGGGCUAUCAUGACAUACGUGUCGUGCUAUUAUCAUGCGUUCCAGGGCGCCCAGCAGGUUGGAUUUAAGAAUACCGCGAUGCCAGAUGAGCGAGCUGUUAUGACUUAUGUGUCUUCCUACUACCAUUGCUUCAGUGGUGCCCAAAAGGCUGAGACAGCUGCCAAUCGCAUCUGCAAGGUGUUGAAGGUGAACCAGGAGAAUGAGCGUCUCAUGGAGGAGUACGAGAGACUGGCGAGUGACUUGCUGGAGUGGAUUCGCCGCACGAUGCCAUGGCUGAAUUCGCGUCAGACGGACAACUCGCUGGCCGGCGUGCAGAAGAAGCUGGAGGAGUAUCGGACAUAUCGUCGCAAGCACAAGCCGCCGCGUGUGGAGCAGAAGGCGAAACUCGAGACGAACUUUAACACGCUGCAGACCAAGUUGCGUCUCUCCAACCGUCCGGCCUACAUGCCGACCGAGGGCAAGACAGUGUCGGACAUCUCGAAUGCAUGGAAGGGACUUGAGAAGGCGGAGAAGGCGUUCGAAGAGUGGCUGCUGGCCGAGACCAUGCGCCUGGAGCGUCUUGAGCAUCUGGCGCAGAAGUUCAAGCACAAGGCCGACACGCACGAGGACUGGACACGCGGCAAGGAAGAGAUGCUGCAAUCGCAGGACUUCCGUCAAUGUCGCCUGAACGAGCUGAAGGCUCUGAAGAAGAAGCACGAGGCGUUCGAGUCCGAUUUGGCGGCUCAUCAGGAUCGCGUGGAGCAGAUUGCGGCCAUUGCGCAGGAGCUGAACACGCUGGAGUAUCACGACUGCAUGUCGGUAAACUCCCGCUGCCAGCGCAUUUGCGAUCAGUGGGAUCGUCUGGGGGCGCUGACGCAGCGUCGCCGCCAGGCGCUGGAUGAGGCGGAGAGGAUCCUGGAGAAGAUUGACAUCCUCCAUCUGGAGUUCGCCAAGAGGGCGGCGCCCUUCAAUAACUGGCUGGACGGCACGCGCGAGGACCUCGUUGACAUGUUCAUUGUGCACACCAUGGAGGAGAUCCAGGGUCUCAUCCAGGCGCACGAUCAGUUCAAGGCGACUCUCGGCGAGGCAGAUAAGGAAUACAACCUGAUUGUCGGCCUGGUGCGUGAGGUGGAGGCGAUUGUGAAGCAACACCAGAUCCCUGGCGGUCUCGAGAAUCCCUACACCACGCUCACCGCCAGUGAUUUGACGAGGAAGUGGUCUGAUGUGCGCGGUUUGGUGCCGCAGCGUGAUCAGACGCUGGCCAAUGAGCUGCGCAAGCAGCAGAACAACGAGAUGCUGCGCCGGCAGUUCGCGGAGAAGGCUAACGCCGUGGGCCCGUGGAUUGAGCGCCAGAUGGACGCCGUGACGGCGAUCGGCAUGGGUCUGCAGGGCUCCCUCGAGGAUCAACUGCAUCGCUUGCGUGAGUACGAGCAGGCGGUGUACGCCUACAAGCCGCACAUUGAAGAGCUGGAGAAGAUCCACCAGGCCGUGCAGGAGUCGAUGAUCUUUGAGAACCGCUACACGCACUACACCAUGGAGACGCUGCGCGUGGGCUGGGAGCAACUGCUCACGUCUAUCAAUCGCAAUGUGAAUGAGGUGGAGAAUCAGAUUCUCACGCGGGACAGCAAGGGCAUCACGCAGGAGCAGCUCAAUGAAUUCCGCUCCAGCUUCAAUCACUUCGACAAGAACCGCUCGUGUCGCCUGGCGCCGGAUGAGCUCAAGUCCUGCCUCGUGUCGCUGGGCUACUCAAUUGGCAAGGAUCGCCAGGGUGAGAUGGACUUCCAGCGCAUCAUGGCGGUGGUGGAUCCCAACAGCACCGGCUAUGUCACCUUCGACGCUUUCCUCGAUUUCAUGACGCGCGAAUCCACGGAUACAGACACAGCUGAGCAGGUGAUAGACUCCUUCAGGAUCCUCGCGUCUGACAAGCCGUACAUCCUGCCAGACGAGCUGCGACGCGAAUUGCCACCGGAUCAGGCUGAGUACUGCAUUCAGCGCAUGCCGGCCUUCAAGGGCCCCGGCGCCGCGCCCGGCGCCCUCGAUUACAUGUCCUUCAGCACGGCUCUCUAUGGCGAGAGCGACUUGUAAGUCGUGGUCGCGUGGCUGGAGAGGACUUCACUCGCUACAAUUAAUAAGCAGCAAACGAUAUAAAUUAGAGAGACGAAAAGUGGGCAAGAAGAGCGUCUCGGCAAGAAAUUGUGUCAUUUUUAUUUUUCUUCUUCUUUGUUAUUGCAUGAGAGAAAAAAAGGGGGUGUUUUUCUUCUCCAGCGACUGGAGAGAGAUAAUCACAGGGAGAGUUGUGGGUGGAAAGCGCAGCUAUAUACAAGAUUAUAAACGGUAAACGAGAGAGAGAGAGAGAGAGAGAGAUGAAUUUCUUCCUGGAAGAUAAAAUAUACGGCAAAGAUUGUCGCCUUCGAAACUCAAUUUCUUUCUAUUUACACCAUCUUUCGAUUGAUUGAGAAUCCUGUGUAAUUUUUCUUUGUGUAAAAAGUACCAUUUUACUGCUUUCUGAGAGAUGUUUUCAUUUUUUUUUCUGUUCUUCAGCAUCGCAAAUAUGUAGCUUUCUAUACUAGAAUCUUAUAUAUACCUUUAAGAAGUUCUACAUAGUUUUGAGACAUCUUUAUUACAGUAAUACAAGUGAAAAGAGAAACAUUGAAAAGGAAAGAGCAAUUGAAAAA
Phlebotomus argentipes is the source of this 3526-nucleotide messenger RNA. RefSeq names its product alpha-actinin, sarcomeric (gene Actn). Gene Ontology annotation, molecular function: actin filament binding; calcium ion binding. The record is from RefSeq and is a predicted model, not a curated record. The transcript is spliced from 10 exons. Bases 153 to 2936 code for a protein of 927 amino acids. Gene Ontology annotation, biological process: muscle cell development; actin cytoskeleton organization. Gene Ontology annotation, cellular component: cell projection; Z disc; plasma membrane. NCBI's taxonomy places the organism in Eukaryota, Metazoa, Arthropoda, Insecta, Diptera, Psychodidae.